GACCACAACCACACAUUCACACUCUCUCUUUCUUCCUUAGCUUGGCAAUUCUCGUCUCUCUCGCCAUGGCUGGCACUGGAGUUUUUGCAGAGAUUUUGGAUGAAGAUUCUGUGUACAAGUACUACUCUGAUGGAGAAUGGAAGAAGUGUUCUUCUGGGAAAGCUGUUGCCAUUAUCAAUCCCACAACAAGAAAGACUCAGUACAAAGUUCAGGCUUGCAGCCAAGCAGAGGUUAACAAGGUGAUGGAAUCAGCCAAAAGUGCACAGAAAGCUUGGGCUAGAACUCCACUUUGGAAGAGAGCAGAGCUUCUUCACAAGGCUGCUGCUAUUCUGAAAGAGCAUAAGGCUCCAAUUGCAGAGUGCCUGGUGAAAGAAAUUGCAAAACCUGCCAAAGAUGCAGUCUCUGAGGUUGUGAGGUCUGGGGAUCUUGUUUCAUACACUGCUGAAGAGGGAGUGAGGAUUCUAGGAGAAGGCAAGUUCUUGGUCUCUGAUAGUUUUCCUGGAAAUGAGAGGACAAAAUAUUGUCUCACUUCUAAGAUCCCUCUAGGAGUGAUAUUAGCCAUUCCACCAUUUAACUAUCCUGUCAACUUAGCUGUCUCAAAGAUAGCUCCUGCAUUGAUUGCUGGAAACUCCCUUGUCCUCAAGCCUCCAACUCAGGGAGCUGUCUCUUGCCUGCAUAUGGUACAAUGCUUUCACUUGGCUGGCUUUCCCAAAGGCCUAAUCAGCUGUGUCACCGGAAAAGGCUCCGAGAUAGGUGACUUCCUUACUAUGCAUCCUGGGGUCAACUGCAUAAGCUUCACUGGUGGAGACACUGGUAUAGCGAUCUCGAAGAAAGCAGGAAUGCUCCCUCUUCAGAUGGAAUUAGGAGGAAAAGAUGCAUGCAUUGUCCUGGAAGAUGCUGAUCUUGAUUUGGUUGCAGCAAACAUUAUCAAAGGAGGCUUUUCAUACAGUGGACAAAGAUGUACUGCAAUUAAGGUUGUCCUGGUGAUGGAGUCUGUGGCUGAUGCUCUUGUAGAGAAGGUGAAAGCUAGAGUUGCAAAACUGAGAGUUGGGCCUCCAGAGGAUGAUUGUGACAUCACUCCAGUGGUUACAGAAUCAUCUGCCAAUUUCAUUGAAGGACUUGUUAUGGAUGCUAAAGAGAAAGGAGCAACAUUUUGCCAGGAGUACAAGAGAGAAGGCAAUCUCAUCUGGCCUUUGUUGUUAGAUAAUGUGAGGCCUGAUAUGAGAAUUGCAUGGGAAGAGCCGUUUGGGCCUGUUCUUCCAGUUAUAAGGAUCAAUUCUGUUGAAGAAGGAAUCCACCAUUGCAAUGCUAGCAAUUUCGGACUCCAGGGUUGUGUGUUCACAAAGGACAUCAACAAAGCUGUGUUGAUCAGUGAUGCAAUGGAAACAGGAACUGUUCAAAUCAACUCUGCACCUGCUCGUGGACCGGAUCAUUUUCCUUUCCAGGGUUUGAAGGAUAGUGGAAUUGGAUCACAAGGCAUCACCAACAGCAUUAACAUGAUGACCAAAGUUAAGACCACUGUUAUCAAUUUACCAAGCCCUUCUUACACUAUGGGUUAGAAUCAUCUAUUAGAAUUAGAGAAUCAAUAAUUACAAGUAUCUUGAGCUGAUUAUUAGUAAGAUAUGAAGACAAAAAUUUUGUGUUUAAACUUUUAUUAUGCAUUUUCUUCAUUUACCAGUAGUUUCAGUGUAAUAAAUUAAUCAAGUUUAUAAUAAACUACGUAAUUAUGUCCCAGCAAA
This is a messenger RNA of Manihot esculenta (cassava), 1739 nucleotides long. RefSeq names its product NADP-dependent glyceraldehyde-3-phosphate dehydrogenase. The record is from RefSeq and is a predicted model, not a curated record. The transcript has 8 exons. Gene Ontology annotation, molecular function: lactaldehyde dehydrogenase (NAD+) activity. Bases 66 to 1559 code for a protein of 497 amino acids. NCBI's taxonomy places the organism in Eukaryota, Viridiplantae, Streptophyta, Magnoliopsida, Malpighiales, Euphorbiaceae.